UUCCGUACUUUCUUCCAGAAAUGGUUACCAGAUGCGCAUGUACCAGAUCGACGUGUGCUUGCAGGACGCUUGCUUUCGGAUCUUGCAAAUGGUGUAAUAGUAGAAACACGGGAGAAAGUUAAUGGCAAGCUGGGAACAUACCAGGCUGAUGGGUGGAAGAAUGUUGCGAAGACAAAUGUGAAUACAUCAUUAAUAACAGUUGAGGGAAAGAGUCACCUCGUAAAAACUCAUGAUAUGACUGGUCGGCCUAAGACUGGUGAUGAGUACUACAGCAUCAUGGAGGAAGACAUUGAGUACAUCAAAAAGGUUUAUGGAGUAGAUGUCAUUUGUGUAUGUACAGAUGAUGGACCAGAUGGCAAGAAGGCUCGACGCCUAGUCCGGGAGAAGCAACCAACAAUAGCCACUACACAAUGCUGGAGCCACCAGAUGGGUUUGUCUACAGGGGAUUAUUUGAAGCUCAAACUUCCAUUCAUGCUGGCAGCAAGUCAGGCCAUUGAAGUAAUCAAAUGGUGGAAUAACCACAACAAAGCCCAUGACUUGCUGAAAGCUCAACAGCUCACAAUUUCAAUGAAAGUGCUUCAGCUUAUUCUACCUGUUAUCACUCGAUGGACUGCUCAUUACUGCUCACUCCGGCGAGUUGAGCACCUUGAACGUGCUAUACGGGGCUGUGUUGGAGCUCACUUCGAGCAAUUGCUUCUUGCUGGUGGUAAUAGGGCUGACCAAAAACAAAAGGCUGAAGAAGUGAUGGCUUAUUGCCAAAGCCCCGUGUUCUGGUUGAACCUCAAGCGAAUUGUCCGGCAUCUCGAACCACUAGCUAUUGCUGCCAACAUUCUACAAGGAGACUCUGUCCGUUUUGACCAUGUUCUACUCACAUUAGGAAACCUUUACCGCAUUUUUGGCAAUCUUCCCAUUGAAGAUCAUGAGGUCUCUCACCAUAUGCAGACUGUAUUUGAACGCCGCUGGAAAAAUUGUGAUCAGGAACUCUUUAUCCUUGCUGUUUUCUUCAAUCCUUACAUCCGCUCCAAAUGCUUUAACCAUGACACAUUAACACAAAUGGCCCUUAUGAAGAUGGCAGGUCGCAUUUUUGAGCGUCUUACAGGACAAAAAUUCCUCGGGGAUACAGGAUUUAUGAUUGCAUUUCAAGACUAUUAUUCAGGAAUAGGUGUAUUCUCAGAUGGUGAAAUGUGCUUGAGCAUGUUUAAAGCCACAUUUGAGGCAGCAGAUGAACCCCUUGAUCUUGUCAAACUGUGGCAGAGCUUAGAUGGCAAUCCGAAUAACUUUACUGGGCAGAGUGGCUUUGUCAAACUUGCCAUCCGUAUCCUUAGCAUGGUUCCCAAUUCUGCCGGUGCAGAACGGGUCUUCAGUGCAUUUGGCUUUGCACAUACCAAACACCGCAACAAGCUCGACUCUCAAAAAGUACAUGAAUCUACAUUAGUACGUCAGUCAAAUAUUCAAAAACAUCAGGAAACUGGAGAAGUCAAAAAGCGAAAGCAACGG
Lentinula edodes (shiitake mushroom) is the source of this 1497-nucleotide messenger RNA. Its product is annotated as ribonuclease H-like domain-containing protein. Lineage: Eukaryota; Fungi; Basidiomycota; Agaricomycetes; Agaricales; Omphalotaceae. The annotation marks the transcript as partial. The record is from RefSeq and is a predicted model, not a curated record. The transcript has 4 exons.